Molecule: messenger RNA, 639 nt
Organism: Ogataea parapolymorpha DL-1
Lineage: Eukaryota; Fungi; Ascomycota; Pichiomycetes; Pichiales; Pichiaceae
Product: DNA replication complex GINS protein PSF2
Exons: 1
Coding region: 1-639 (212 amino acids)
Biological process (GO): double-strand break repair via break-induced replication; DNA replication
Cellular component (GO): GINS complex; nucleus
Source: RefSeq, a predicted model, not a curated record
AUGUCUCUGCCCAAAUCGUACCAGCAGAAUUUUUCUCCCCAGGAGAUCAAUUUCCUGGCCGAGCAGGAGCUGGUCACGGUGAUACCGCGGUACAGUAUGAACGGGGCACAGCUGAUAGGCGCGAAAAUGCCCAAACUGCGAGCCCUGAAUAGAGAGCAGAUCCCACUCUGGCUCGCGACGUUGCUCAAAAAACAGGAGAAAUGCAACAUCGUGGUGCCCGAGUGGCUUUCCGUGGAGUAUCUGCGUGUGCGCUAUGACGAGGAGAUCAAGUAUCCGAGCAAGUUUUCGAAUCUACCGUGGCACUGGCUGCCCAUAGCGAAAAAACUGCUCGACUACGCGUCCGACGACUUCAUCGACCCGCCGCAUGAGAUCAGGUCCUUGCUCCAGGACUUGCGCGAAGUUCGACUCGUCAAGGCCAGAAAGGGAAUUAGGGAGCUCAAUCACGUGUAUAUCCAGCUGGACGGACUUUCGCUGAUGGAGAUCAACGAGAUACGGCCGUUUAUUUUAGAGGUGAUGGAUCAGCUACGGAAAAUGAACGACAGUCUUAAAGUCAAAGCCGAAGAGGAAAUGCCACGCCAGGCAGCCGCGCAGAUGGACCGUGACGAAGACAGCGACGACGAUAUUUAUCAGAAAGAGUGA